AUGACCUCUGCUAAAACAUAUUGUGAAGGACUCAAUCCAGCUGGAUACUUGGUAACAAUCACUUCAUCACAGGAGAUGGACUUUAUAAAGUCAAAGUUCAACUUGGGCUCAAACAGUUUCUGGAUGGCUGGCAUGGGUGAUGAGAAUGGAACAUGGGUCUAUGAUCACGGCCCUGAGAAUGGUCAGUUGAUGUUUGAUCAGCACUCAGAUAGAACUUAUGCAUUCCAAGAUUGGUGUCCAGGUGAGCCAAACAUUGGCAACAGCGAGUAUUAUAUUAAGUACAUCGGUGGUUCAGUACCCAAGCGUUGUUACAACAAUGAGGAUGGCUCCAAGCCACUACCCCUCAUCUGCGAGUUUAACAAUGGUUACGACAUGUCCCUGAGCCCAGCCUCCCAGUACGGUGGCCAGUCCGUGAUGAACACUGGCAAGCUGCCAUUCAACUUUGACUUUAACAAGGUCAGCAUCACGAUGAAGAAGACGACUGGCACCCCCGUUCCGGACUUCCAGUGUGCCAACCCAGUCAACAAUGUCAACACACUGACCUGCAACAUGCCACCUGGCGAGAGUGGCAACUAUGUUGGCACAAUCACCGAUGGCAAGAUCACUAGCACUUUCUUCUACCAGUACAUGCCUCCACAUGUUGCCGUUGUUUAUCCAUCGGCUACAAUGGCCAAGGGCACGACCAUCACUUUGACUGGUAGCGGCUUUGGCACUCCGGGAUCGGCUACAGUCAAUGUGUCCAUGGGCACACUUGACCAAGUAUCAUGCAGCACCCUGACCGUCCUCAGUCCAGGAUCACUCACCUGUGUCCUCAGCGACACCGUGUCCCAAGGUCUAUUCCCCAUCAAGGUCACAGUUAAUGGUCAGACCGGUAGCAACCUCAAAUCACUCAUUUACAUGUCCGGUGAACAAGCAUUCUAUAAUUGCUUCAAGUACAAGCUUGGAUUGUUUGAUAUCAACAAGAUCAUCACGAAUCAGUCUGUAGAGGGCAUGAGAGGUAAUGUUGGAGUUAUCCAAAAUAGGCAAACAGCCAUUUUGUUGCGAGCAUUGUGCACUUGGUACGCUCCAGAUUCAAACUAUGAACCAAUCAAAGACCUUUAUAUGAAUGCUGUAUAUGAUGACAUAGAUAAUACCUGGAGUUAUGUAUAUGGACCCAAUGGAGGCACCAAAGUAGCACCCUACCCUGCGACCGGCAUUGGUUUGUUCAGCUCGACCAGCCUCCAAUAUGAUAUAUCGGGGUCCCCAAUCGAUGAUCAAAGUGCCGUAUGGAAGUAUCCUGUCGCCAACAAUCUACCUGGAUCCGGACUUGGUAUAUUCCUCAAGAACACCGCUCUACUUGGCCUCAAAUCUAGCUUCAGCGCCACGCUGCCAACAUCUGGUGGCGUGAUCAGGAUCAUGGUUGUCAACCCACCAACAUCACUAUCACAGGUCAACCUUGUUCUAAAGAAUGGUGGAACGACAGUCUCAACAACACCAUCAUAUUAUGUCGACUAUGACAACUCGGCCAUCGCCUUCGUUGUGCCAAGCGGCAUUGGCGGCCCCUAUGCUGGCAACAUCUUCACCGACGGAGUUGUCAUGACCAAUGGAUCAAUCUCGAUUACUUAUCAAAAGCCUGUGAUCACCGGUGCGACAUCCCCCACGACCAAUGGUGCGGGACUCACGAUAACUGGCACCAACUUUGCCGAGACCGCCACCAACAUGCGUAUCCGUCUCGACCUUACUGUUAACAGCACAGCAAGCUGCGCCAAUGUCAGGAUGGUCAAGUCCUUCACCGCUGUGACCUGUGAUGCACCAGAGUCCUACGGCAAUGGCAAUGUCACCCUGGAGUAUACCACAGUGACCGACAAGUCCAAUGUGUUUGGCUUCACCUUCCAGGCGCCACAGAUUACUGCCAUCACACCAACUGGUGCGGCCGGUGGUCAAGUCACCGUCCAAGGUGUCAGCCUGUACAACAACGCCUCAUUGAGCAAGGUGUCAGUGGACAGCUUCCAAUGCAACAACGUCCAGUUCAUCCAGCCAAACUUCAACUUCACAUGUGACAUGCAGCCGGGCACUGGCACCUUCCCAGUCAAAUAUGUGAUCAACAACCAGUUUUCCAAUCAACUGGCCUCAGCCGCCACAUUCACAUACAUGGCACCAGUGGUCACCAACUCCACUCGCGUCAAGUACUUGAUCGGUGGCGAUGUCACUGUCACUGGAUCAAACUUUGGCAAUGUGGGGUUGACUGUCACCAUCCUCAGCACGCCAUGCACCAACAUCUCAUUUGUCAGUAACAACACUAUUGUCUGUCGCUACCCAGGCACAGUCGACGCCUCCCUUUUCCCAGGUGGUGCCAUCGUCAAUGUCACAGUCAACGGACUCUCUGGCAAUGCUCCAGUCUUCUUCUAUGAUUUCCCAGAGUGCGACGCUGAUUGCAGUGGCCAUGGACAAUGCAAUGAGGGUGCAUGCAAGUGUGACAAGGGAUGGGAGUUGUACAAGAAUUGCUCGGCAGAGGGUGGAAGUGGUGGCAAGCCAACAGAUGGUGGCAAUGGUAAUGGACAGUAUCCAGGUGGAGACAAGGGCUUCACAUCAGCCAUCACCCAUUUGCGUGAGAUCAGCUCUGUGACUUCGGAACCAAUACCGGGCAAGAUUGUUGCGCUCAAGGAUGCCACGUGGGUCAAGGUGACCAAGGAUGGCGACGCGACAUCCACCUACAACGGCACAUUCACCAACAGCCCUGCGGUCGUGGUGAUCAAUGUGACCGCAUAUGACGAGGACACCACCAUCCAGUUUGCCGGCCAGAGCAUCUCAAUCUCGGCCAACUCGCUCAAGUUCAUCGUCUCUGUGUAUAACUGGAAGUUUGACUCUGUGCUCAACGCAUUCCACGUUAUCUUCGCGUCGACCGCACCAAAGACCACAGUGUCCCAGUGCAAGACAGUGGACACCGUCUAUCAGUCUGGCUUCAACCAGUUCCAGUUGGUGGCCGGUGACUCUGUGCUACAGACACACUUUGCCAACGGUCUGAUCGUGGAGGAUCGCGUGAUGGUGUCCAAUGUGCUGGCACUCAAGGACAGUGAUCCAUUGAUGAUCGAGUCCAACCAGAACCAGACGACUAACUACACACAGAUGGUGGCAAUUGUCGCACCAUCAUUCGAGAAGAGAUUGAUUGUCGAUCCAUCAUUCCGUUCACUAAUCUCAUCACAAACUACAAGUGAGUGUAGUACCGAGAGCAACUGGCGACUGAUUGUCAUUGUAGUCAUCUGUUCAGUCGUUGGAGUUGGCCUGAUCGUUGCCAGUAUACUACUUAUCCGACGCAAGCUGGAAACCCGUCGAAUGCAGCGCAACAUCCAGAUGAAGCAGCAAUCAUACAUGGAGAGCAACUCCUAG
This is a messenger RNA of Acytostelium subglobosum LB1, 3366 nucleotides long. RefSeq lists its product as hypothetical. NCBI's taxonomy places the organism in Eukaryota, Evosea, Eumycetozoa, Acytosteliales, Acytosteliaceae. Gene Ontology annotation, biological process: sexual reproduction. Bases 1 to 3366 code for a protein of 1121 amino acids. The record is from RefSeq and is a predicted model, not a curated record. The transcript has 5 exons.